Molecule: messenger RNA, 4160 nt
Organism: Populus euphratica (Euphrates poplar)
Lineage: Eukaryota; Viridiplantae; Streptophyta; Magnoliopsida; Malpighiales; Salicaceae
Product: Tetratricopeptide repeat (TPR)-like superfamily protein
Exons: 4
Coding region: 176-2674 (832 amino acids)
Molecular function (GO): mRNA binding; protein binding
Source: RefSeq, a predicted model, not a curated record
GUCUUAAAACCCCUGCCUCCCUCUCUCGCUCUCUCUCUCAAAACCUCAAAACUCAAAAUUGCCAGGAAGCUAACGGUUUUUUCCUCUCUAAAACCCUAAAAAUUAUCUAUUAAAAUUUCCCAAGAACCAAACAAAACGGCAUCUCUUCAAAAAUCUAAAACCACUUUACAUUUCCAUGCUCAACAAAUGGACCAGGUCACUCUAUUUUCCCAUUAAAUCCCCAAUUCUUACCUCUCUCUCCUCCCUCAUCUUCUCUAAACUCUCCAUCUCCUCCGCUGCCAAUCUCGAUACCACCACCACCCCUAUUGUUCAAAUCUCAACGGACCCAGUUCACGCGAUUCUCUCUGGCUUUAGGGACCUGGGUUUUAGACAAUUUGUCAGUGGUCAUUACUUCAAAGACUUGGUUGUAACGUUAAAUCAGGCUCAAAUGGAUGAUGUGAUUGAGAAUUUGAGCGUCGAGAAUGCGGAUUUUGUGGUGGAUUUCUAUCAUUUGUCAAGGAAUGAGUUUGGAUUCCAACAUUCGAGGGUUUCUCGGUUUUUGGUUUCUCAUGUUUUGGCGCGAAAGAGAAGGUUUAAGGACUUGCGUUUGGUUUUGGAUCAAAUGCUUCAAGAGGAAGGCACUGGGUCAGCUCCUUUGCUCUGUAAGCUGCUUUUCAGUAGCUUCAAGGGUUGGGAUUCGAGCAAUGUGGUAUGGGAUAUGUUGGCUUUUAUUUAUUCGAGAUUUGAGAUGGUUCAUGAUGCUCUUUUUGUUCUCGUGAAGAUGAAAGAACAGAAUUUGCGACCAUCGAUACAGACGUACAACAGUUUGUUGUACAACUUGAGGCACACUGAUAUUAUGUGGGAUGUCUACAAUGAUAUCAAAGACAGUGGCACUCCUCAGAGUGCUCGCACUAGUUCCAUAAUUGUAGAUGGGCUAUGCGGACAGUCUAGAUUUCGAGAUGCAGUUUUGUUCCUGCGGCAGAAUGAUGGGAAGGAGUUUGCACCUUCUGUUGUUUCUUUUAAUACCAUCAUGUCAAGGUACUGUAAGUUAGGUUUAGCUGAUGUUGCAAAAUCUUUUUUCUGUAUGAUGCUCAAAUAUGGAAUACUUCCCGACACAUACAGUUACAAUAUACUUAUUCAUGGGUUGAUUGUAGCUGGUUCCAUGGAAGAAGCUUUGGAGCUCACAAAUGACAUGGAGAAGCAGGGUUUACAGCCUGAUAUGGUAACUUACAAAAUUGUUGCCAAAGGUUUCCAUCUACUUGGUUUGAUGAGUGGGGCCCGGGAGAUUAUUCAUAAGAUGUUAACUGAUGAAGGGCUAAAGCCAGAUCUUGUUACCUAUACAGUACUAAUAUGCGGGCAUUGCCAAAUGGGAAAUAUUGAGGAAGCAUUAAGGCUGAGAAGGGAUCUGCUUUCAAGCGGUUUUCAGUUGAAUGUCAUUUUAUACAGUGUGUUGCUCAGCAGCUUGUGUAAACGUGGACAAGUUGAUGAAGCAUUGCAAUUGCUUUAUGAAAUGGAAGCCAACAGCUUGCAACCAGAUCUUGUUACAUAUUCUAUCCUUAUUCAUGGUCUCUGCAAACAAGGAAAAGUCCAACAGGCCAUACAACUAUAUAAAGAAAUGUGCUUCAACAGAAUCUUUCCAAAUUCUUUUGCCGACAGUAGUAUUCUAAAGGGUCUUUGUGAGAAAGGGAUGUUAUCAGAAGCCAGGAUGUAUUUUGACUCUCUGAUAAUGAGUAACUUGAAGCCGGAUGUCACUCUGUAUAAUAUCAUGAUCGAUGGGUAUGUAAAACUUGGUGAUGUUGAAGAGGGUGUCCGAUUAUACAAGAUGUUGAGAGACAAAGCAAUAACUCCUAGUAUAGUAACUUUUAAUUCUCUUAUUUAUGGAUUCUGCAAAAACAGAAAGGUUGUUGAGGCUAGAAGGUUGUUGGAUACAAUCAAGCUGCAUGGAUUGGAACCAAGUGCAGUAACUUAUACCACUCUCAUGAAUGCAUACUGUGAAGAGGGUAAUAUAAACAAGCUGCAUGAAUUGCUGCUUGAGAUGAAUUUAAAAGACAUAGAACCUACUGUUGUCACUUAUACUGUAGUAAUCAAAGGACUGUGCAAACAACGGAAAUUAGAAGAAUCUGUCCAAUUACUAGAGGAUAUGCGUGCUAAAGGCCUAGCUCCAGAUCAAAUUACAUACAAUACAAUCAUUCAGUGUUUCUGCAAGGCUAAAGACAUGAGAAAAGCAUUUGAAUUACUUGAUGACAUGUUGAUUCAUAACCUAGAGCCUACUCCUGCUACAUAUAAUGUUCUCAUUGAUGGCCUUUGUCGAUAUGGUGAUGUAAAGGAUGCUGACCGUGUACUUGUUUCUCUUCAGGACCGAAAUAUUAACUUGACAAAAGUUGCUUACACCACAAUGAUCAAAGCACAUUGCAUCAAGGGUGAUGCACAACAAGCAGUGAAGGUGUUCCAUCAAAUGGUGGAGAAGGGGUUUGAAGUAUCGAUCAAAGAUUAUAGUGCCGUGAUUAAUAGAUUAUGCAAGAGAUGUCUAAUAAAUGAAGCCAAGUACUAUUUCUGUAUUAUGUUAUCUGAUGGUGUUUCCCCUGAUCAAGAAAUAUUUGAAAUGAUGCUUAAUGCCUUUCACAGAGCUGGCCAUGUCCAGUCGGUGUUUGAACUCCUAGCUGUGAUGAUCAAAUUUGGGUUACUGCAUGAUUAAUCCAUGAAAUAGCGCUGCCAAUCUGGUUCCCUGCAUCCAUGCAAGAGCUGUCGGUUUUUUUAGACGUUUGAGCACAUUUGUAUAAAAGGUAUGGAGUAACCAGAUACCUGAAAAUCUCUUAUGGUCACUUUCAACCAUGGAAUUAAUUUAAAAGGUGUGAUCAUGAAAUUCAUUGUCAUGGAUGAUCGACAACCAAUAAUGUUAAGAGUAUCUUGCAGAUGCUUUAAGAUAGGAAAUGCACCAUUUUAGAUUUUAAAUGAGGUUUCUUGGGCUGUGCCAAAUUUUAGCUUAUAUAGGCUAUUAUCUGUCAUUUUAUGUUUUAUUCAUUCAAGUAAAUUCCAGAAUAGCUGGGGUCACAAACAUUAUCAAGAAAGAUACUUGCUGUGGAAUGGUAAAUUCACAGGAUAACAUUGACAGCAUCCCUAGGUCCACCUUCUAGGUUAAUUGUAUCCAGCAGAUCAUUACAGUACCAGUGCCAAUUUUGAGUGACUAUUUUGUGGAGAGCUCAUAAAGAAACUUGAAGGUGCAUGAAGGUAUUAGAACAAUCAAGUUUUCUCAGUAAUCGUUUUAGUCAGAAUAGAAUGAAGCCGUAACUGGCAAUCACAAAAAUGCUAUCAUAUUUCUUUCUAGUUUUGAUAUAUUUUCAGCUUUUUCUUUCUUUUUUGAGUAUGUUUUUAUGCAAUGAAGCAUAAGAAUCAGCAUUUUCAUGUAUCUAUGCACGUUUGAUUGAUUUCUUUCUUCCUGUUCAGAGCACCUGGAAGAAGGCUGUCUUUGACAUUCAUCAAUUUUGUUUGUUUAUGAACCAUGGAUAAUUACAAAAGCUGAGGACAAUAUGCUCAUUGAAAAUAAACAAGUUGGUUAACAUUUUUCGGUGACGAUCUUUCUGGGUUUUACUGAACUUACAAGUUGGUUCUGAAAUCUGCAACCUUUGUAUCUGAAACAUCUGUGGCAUUAGAGUUAAUUAGUGAAUCAUGAAAGGAUACUUGUAAGUUGUAGCUCAUCUGAGAUACCGCUUGGCAUUGAGAAGCAGCUCCUGAAAAUAUAUCAGGCACUUGAUGGCAAAGAUUCAACCUUGUUCCCUAGCCUCCUCAUCUUCAAGAACUCAACAGAGCUCACUGCUAGCGAUGUCUUGCAAUGAGAUAGUGGAAAAAGUAACUGCAUCAUCUAGAUUCAUAACAGGGUACAAGUCGCAAAAAGAUAGUGCGUGCUUGUUUGUGUCAAAGCUUGCCCCAUCAAUUGCGUGAGCCGGUUUAGGCCUUAAACUCGGUGAUAUCAAGAAAGCUUCCUGGAGAUCUCAGGUAUUCGAGUAGUGAUGCCAACAAGAUCGUAAAGGCUGGGAGAAAUGCUGUUAGCUAGACAUGGUUCAUCUAGUUGAAGGAAGUAUGUAUCUCCCACCCUCUUUUUAAUGCAAUUCGGAGCUACCACAUUGUUUCGAACCUUAUAAAUGCUUGUCUCAGCCAAAGUAUUUCAUGGCUGACGGCUUCUA